GAUCCCUCCACAGAAGACAUCUGCAGAGAAAAGCAAGAAAACUAUCUAGCCCAUCCUUAAUCAUAAAGUGUACACUGUAAAUAUAUAUAUACUGGCAGAAGAAUUACCUUAUCAGACCAGGAACCUGGCUGCCCAGCUCAGAGAGGCUAAUGCACGCCAAGUUUCCCGCCUGAUAAGCACUCCCACCGACUCCCCGCAGCACUGGACCGCUGCUGAUGUCACCCGCACGCGCCCACCAGCUGCACAGAAGAACACAGCUGGAAGCGCGCGCACAGGUCCACAGACCGGAAGGAUGCGUCGCUGGAGCCUGAUGCUGCCGAACUGCACAAGGUCCAGUUCCCAUAGGGAAUCAGGCGGCCGGUCAAUGCCGAGGAAAAGUAAGAGACAUCAUCGCUUGCCGGCAGCGAAGGAUGAUGAAAUACCGGCAAAAAUGCGGAAGUCACCAGGAGCGCCCCCCCACCCAAUGCCAGUCUCCUUCUCAUCCUGUGGGACUAACGAUCAUUGGACCACCGCAACACCAGCUAAUGCUACUCUAGGGUCCAGUUCCCAUAGGGAAUCAGGCGGCCGGACAAUGCCGAGGAAAAGUAAGAGACAUCAUCGCUUGCCGGCAGCAAAGGAAGAUGAAAAACCGGCAAAAAUGCUGAAGUCACCAGGAGCGCCCCCCCACCCAAUGCCAGUCUCCUUCUCAUCCUCUGGGACUAACGAUCAUUGGACCACCGCAACACCAGCUAAUGUUACUCUAGGGUCCAGUUCCCAAAUGGAAUCUAGCGGCCGGUCAAUGCCGAGGAAAAGUAAGAGACAUCAUCGCUUGCCGGCAGUAAAGGAAGAUGAAAAACCAGCAAAAAUGCUGAAGUCGCCAGGAGCGCCCCCCCACCCAAUGCCAGUCUCCUUCUUCUCAUCCUCUGGGACUAACGAUCAUUGGUCCAGCAUCCAAUCCACAGGUCCAUCUACUACACCGGUGACUACCGCAACACCUGCUAAUGCUACUCCAGGAUCCAGUUCCCAUAGGGAAUCAGGCGGCCGGUCAAUGCCGAGGAAAAGUAAGACAGCAAAGGAUGAUGAAAAACCGACAAAAAUGUUCAUUAUUGAAAUGCUGAAGCCACAAGGAGCUGGGACUUGGUCCAGCACCCAAACCAUAUUACCAGGGACUUCAUCUUUAGUGUUGGAUGAUAAACCAACAAUUUACACCAUAAAAGAAAUGAAGCUUCCCGAUGUCCCAGCCGGACCGUCAUCAUCUAUCACCGGUCCAUCUACUCCACCGGUGACCACCGCAACACCAGCUAAUGCUACUCCAGCAGAUCCCGACAAAGUCCCAAAAAUCUGUCUCUGUAACCUAUGGAAACAGUGCAAGUUAGAAGGUCAAUGCCCGGACGUGCAUUACUACCUGCCGUACCGCUGGCAGAUUUACGAAGGAACCAACUGGGAAGACAUUUCCAAUAUGGAGGAGAUUGAGAAAUGCUACUGCGACCCAUCCGUUGACAGCGUUCAAUCAAUUGACUUUGUGACUAUGAGGUCCGGCGUGCACCCCGUUCGUCGUCUCUCCACCGUCUCGUCCGUCACGAAGCCGCCUGGAUACGUCCUGACCACCGAGUGGCUGUGGUACUGGAAGAAUGAAAAUUGCGCCUGGACACCGUACGGCCAUUCUAAUGUGAUAACAGCGAGCGACGCCACACUUUCUUCAGACCUAGAAAACGUGUACCUCGCUUUUCCCAACGCUGCCGUUAAAUCUAUGAAGGGCAAGAACAGAUUUGAGAUCAACUUCUCAGAAAUGAAGCAGAAGAACAUUUGUUUCAGAACGGAGAAAGAUUUGCGCAGGAGACCGAAAUAUCUGAAUUUUGAAGACGUGAAAUUACUAAGAGGAAGUACUAAAGCAUCAGCACCUCCCCCCCAGAAGUCAGCACCGCCCCCCCUGAAGACAGAACCGCCCCCCCCAGGAUCAGCGCAUUUCUCCCUGGUGUCAAUGCUGUUCUCCCUGAAUACAGCACCGCCCCCCCUGAAGACAGCACCGCCUCCCCUGAAGACAGCGCCGUUCUCCCUGAAGACAGCACCGCCUCCCCUGAAGACAGCGCCGUUCUCCCUGAAGACAGCACCGCCUCCCCUGAAUACAGCACCACCCCCCCUGAAGACUGAGAUCUACCCGAGAACAUGGGACGCGUCGGCCCUGCCGGAGAUCGGCUGUCAGAAAGUUCGCGUCUCUCGCAUGUCCAGGGAGUUCUCAGAAAUUGUCAGCAGCUUCACCAAGACAGUCAGCGGGUACAUGGUGAGGAAGCUGUGGCGUCUCCAGAACCCGUCGCUGUGGCAGGUGUUCCAGUGGCAAAAGGAACAGAUGAAAAAAAUAAAUCAGGGACAAAAAGUGAAUGAAAAGAGACUGUUCCAUAGCACAGAAGACAAGAACAUAGAUGCCAUCUGCUACCAGAAUUUUGACUGGCGUCUUUGCGGCGCCCAUGGCAAUCGUUAUGGAGAAGGAAGUUACUUUGCUCGAGACGCCUCGUACUCCCAUGAAUUCUCCACAUUACUCUCAGGGCUGCAAUUCAAAAAGAUUCGGAUGAUGUUCGUGGCUCGUGUUCUGGUGGGAGACUACACGACAGGAAACCCCCUGAUGAAGCGUCCGCCAGAGAAACCCGGCAACAGCCUGCGGUACUAUGACUCCUGCGUGGACAACAUGUACAAUCCCUCCAUCUUUGUGGUGUUUGAGAAGCAUCAGGUCUACCCCGAGUAUCUCCUGGAAUACUUUUGAAAAACCCAAACACAAGGCUGAAUACGAGAAGGAAGAAUCCAAACAUGAGGAGGAAUCCGAAAAUGAGGAGGAGGAGGAGGAAUCUGAAGAAGAAUCAUCCUAGGCGAUAUGUUAAAGUGCAAAAUGUAGGAGAACGACUCAGUUCUUAUGUUAAGUCUGUUCUAGAUUUGUUUGUAUACCAGGGGAUUGUCCUGGUUUACAUGUUUUUCUAUGUAAAAUGUUUGAAAACAAAAUAAAAAAUUUGUUAAAAAAAAUAAAAAAAUGUAGGAGAAACAGUAAUACAUGGAGGGACGAAAUCGAAAUGUUCCUAGAUAUU
Messenger RNA from Hyla sarda, 3053 nucleotides. RefSeq names its product protein mono-ADP-ribosyltransferase PARP12-like. The transcript is spliced from 14 exons. The record is from RefSeq and is a predicted model, not a curated record. The coding region runs from base 293 to 2737 and encodes 814 amino acids. Lineage: Eukaryota; Metazoa; Chordata; Amphibia; Anura; Hylidae. Gene Ontology annotation, molecular function: NAD+ poly-ADP-ribosyltransferase activity.